Molecule: messenger RNA, 949 nt
Organism: Coprinopsis cinerea okayama7#130
Lineage: Eukaryota; Fungi; Basidiomycota; Agaricomycetes; Agaricales; Psathyrellaceae
Exons: 9
Coding region: 9-944 (311 amino acids)
Biological process (GO): lipid metabolic process
Molecular function (GO): phosphoric diester hydrolase activity
Source: RefSeq, a predicted model, not a curated record
CCUUCACGAUGACCAGCCUCCUGGGAUUCCGUUUGGGCCUGCUUGUUCUUCUCCUGUUCUCGAGUACAGCGAAUGGGCUGUAUAUCUUGAGAAAGAGAGCGACUAUUUGCAAUGGCAGGGCGGAGUUGUGCAGUCGCAGUUAUGGGAAUACGACGUUCUUGACAUCGCAUAACGCUUUUGCUUGGAGCCCACUUCCACUGGCGCUUGCCAGGACACAGGCCGUCGACGUCCCAACCCAGCUUCGCUUGGGUGCGCGAGUGCUACAGGCGCAAUCGCACAUGAAAGAUGGGCGCUUACAUUUCUGCCAUACCACAUGUGGGUUAUUCGACGGAGGUCCCGUGCUAGAUUUCCUCCGGACAGUCAAGACCUUUUUGGAAGCCAAUCCAUACGAGGUCGUCACCCUCAUUUUUACCAACCCCGAAGGGCACUCGUUAACCGACGUUUGGAAACCCAUCUUUGACCAAGCUGGUAUAACCCCUUUGGCCUAUGUCCCACCUGUCCGACCUGUUCGAAGAAACGAAUGGCCGACUUUGGGACAGCUUAUUGAUUCCAAUAAGCGUGUUAUUGUCUUCAUGGAUCAGUACGACAAUUCGGCGGUUGAUUUCAUCCUACCGCAAUUCCAGAUGAUGUGGGAGGACCCGUUCUCCCCGACAGACCCCAACUUCCCGUGCCGAAUCGACCGUACAGGAGGACCGUUGUCGGAUGACGACCACAUGCAUUUGAUCAACCACAAUCUGAAUAGGAAUAUCAUACCAUGGGAUUUGGGAACGGUACUCAUCAGCGACUUUGCGAAUGCGCCGAGAACGAAUAGCAUGUCAUCGAUUAUGGCCCAUGCGAAUGGGUGCGCUAGGUUCUCGCAGGGUCGAGCGCCGAACUUUGUGCUACUGGAUUACUUGGAUGUUGGGGAAGGGAAGAAAGCAGUGGAUAGGCUGAAUGGGUUUUGAAGUGU